AUGGUAGCCAGUUUAUUACAAACUCUUCAUGGACAUUCUAUGGAUGUUACCUGUGUGAGUUUUGGUAAGGAAGAACUUGUAACCUGUUCAGGUGAUAAAACCGUGAGGGUAUGGAACAUUCAAGAUUUCUCAGAGUUACCUUGUUCACCAUUACUUGCUCACACCUAUAUUGUAAACUGUUGUACGUUUAAUAAGUCUGGGACUGUGUUUGCUACUUGUUCAACUGAUGGAAAAGUGAUAUUAUAUGACUCUAAGACAGGAGAUCAGAUAGCUAUAUUUGAACAUCCCAGUAAAAGUGCUGUUCGUGUGUGUAGGUUUUCGCCUAAUUUUACUCUGAUAGCAUCUGGUGGUGAUGAUAAUGCCUUGUGUUUAUGGGAUAUUGAGAAGAAGAAACUUGUCAGAACUUUACAAGGUCAUGAUGAAUCAGUUAUGGCAUUAGCCUUCACACCAGAUAAUAACUAUAUUGUCUCAGGUAGUUGUAAUGGAGAUCUGAGGACAUGGGAUGCCAGCUUUGGUCAUGGUAGAUGUUUAUCUUUUGAACUAGAUGGUCAUGAUCUAGGGGUAACUUGUUGUGAAUUUUCACCUUCAUUUGGAACUGCAGGGACACCAUCUGUGUCAGCAGCUAGUUUCCUAUUGGCAUCUGGAGGUAAAGAUGAUUGUAUUAAAAUAUGGCAUUUCAUGGCUGAAGUAGGCUCACCCACUGUAUUAUUAAAGUUAAGAGAUACCCUACCAGGACAUAAUGAUUCUAUACUAUCAUGUUGUUUUUCACCAGAUGGUAGUUUGUUAGCAUCAGGGUCAAUAGAUAAAACUAUCAGAUUGUGGGAUCCUUUGAAAGGUGAAGGUUUAUUUACAAUAGAAGGACAUUCAAGAUAUGUAACAAGUUGUGCCUUUUCAAGAGAUGGUCUAAUGUUAGCUUCAGGUUCUAAUGAUAAAACAGUUAUGGUGUGGAAGUUAACCAACACAACAUAUAUUAUGAAUGGAUUAAAAGGUUAUGAAGAACCAGAAGCAAGUACCAGUAAUAUACAGUCAGUUACUACAGACAAUGAUAUAUUAAGUUGGUCUGUAGAUGAUGUAUGUGAUUGGAUUAGCUCUCUAGGUUUAGAGGAUUAUAAAGAUAUGUUUAAAGCUCAAGCUAUAGAUGGUGCUGAACUAUUAGCUUUAAAUACUAAUGAUUUACAAUCUGCUUUAGGAAUAGCACCAUUAGGUCAUCGUAAUAAAAUAUUACGCAGUAGAAGUAAAUUAGAAUCCAGUCCACUCAAACAUAAACAUGACAAAUGUGAUAAAGAUGUACCAGAUGAAUAUUUAUGUCCUAUUACUAGAGAGAUUAUGGUAGAACCAGUCAUUGCCUCAGAUGGUUAUACGUAUGAUAAAUCGGCAAUCAAAGCAUGGAUGGAAACUAAAGAUAGAAGUCCUAUGACUAAUUCAUUAUUGAUUCAAAAAUCAUUGAUACCUAAUAGAACUCUGAAGAUGUUGAUACAAAAAUAUCAACAAACACAUAGAUAA
Lottia gigantea (owl limpet) is the source of this 1503-nucleotide messenger RNA. RefSeq lists its product as hypothetical. Lineage: Eukaryota; Metazoa; Mollusca; Gastropoda; Lottiidae. The transcript has 11 exons. Gene Ontology annotation, biological process: protein ubiquitination. Gene Ontology annotation, molecular function: ubiquitin-protein transferase activity; protein binding. The record is from RefSeq and is a predicted model, not a curated record. Bases 1 to 1503 code for a protein of 500 amino acids.